Messenger RNA from Sinocyclocheilus grahami, 1998 nucleotides. Its product is annotated as crossover junction endonuclease EME1-like. Lineage: Eukaryota; Metazoa; Chordata; Actinopteri; Cypriniformes; Cyprinidae. Gene Ontology annotation, cellular component: nucleus; Holliday junction resolvase complex. The record is from RefSeq and is a predicted model, not a curated record. The transcript is spliced from 9 exons. Gene Ontology annotation, molecular function: crossover junction DNA endonuclease activity; DNA binding. Bases 143 to 1825 code for a protein of 560 amino acids. Gene Ontology annotation, biological process: replication fork processing; mitotic intra-S DNA damage checkpoint signaling; double-strand break repair.
UCUGGAUUGCAGCAUCAAGGACGCGAGCGCCGCCAUCUUGAAAGACGUGAGUGUGACGCAGCUGACGUGCUCCCGUGAUCCUCCAGAACCCGCGAACUGCAGAAGUUGACUGGCACCGCAGAUCUCUGUAUGACAGCUCAGCAUGACCUGCAUCGGUAGACCUGGAUUCCUCCUAAGUGACAGUGACUCCAGUGAUUCAGAGGAGCUGCCUGUGUUUGAUUUCUCACAGUCAAAAUCCAGACAGCCCAACUUGGUGGUUUUAGACAGUUCAGACUCAGAAAUGGCUCCUGUUGCUGAUUCAGUUUCAUCUCUGGAGGUCCACGCCUCUGCUGGAGCUGCUAGAAGUGACGUGUUGAUGCUCAGUAGUGACAGCGAAGAGGAGGAGGAGGCCAUGAUUCCCUUAGCUGUAAGACUGAAACAGAAACAGCUUGGCCUGGGUACAGCAGCCACCAGUGCAGAGGAGACCCGGGCUUCCAAUGCGGUUUCCAAUGGAUGUUCUCGCCUCUUAGAUGCUCCUCCAGCACAUCAUAUCAACCCCGAGGCCCAGCCAGUUGAACGUAAAAAGAUCUGUAGCAAUACAACAAGGCAGUGCAGCUCUAAUGACGAUGUACCAUACCUCACAAAAGAACCUCCACCUGAAGCGGAGAAUGGCACUUACCUGGCCAAAUGCAAGAAAACCCCAGCAGAAGUGGAGGCUGCCAGACAGGAAGCCCUGAGGAAAAGAGCAAUGCGAGAGCAUCAGCAGGAAGAGAAGGAGAGAUUGAGGAUGGAGAAGAAAGCUCUGGCUGAUGCUGUGAAAGCCCUAAGGCCAGAGGAGUGCAUCAAACACAUGGUGGUGACGGUCGACCCAGGCUUACUGCAGCUGGAAGGUGGCGGCGCUCUCCUGACUUCCCUGCAUGCCAUGGGCUGCAACUGUGCCAUAGAGAAGCAGUCUCUUCCUCGUAGUGUCACCUGGGCUAGACGCUCACCCUGCCCUCAGACUGGUGAGAUGAUGUCCAUUCCAGACUCAGAUACUGUAAUCCAAGUUCCUGUGGAUGACUUUGUAACCAUGAUUAAUAACUACUGCAAGAGGCAAUGCAACGGUGUGUUGACGGAAAGUGGCAUAUCUCUGACCGCCUGGAUCCAAGGACUUAUGAGCAGGAACCCAGGCAGAACCAUCAGUCUGGUUGUGAUUGACAUAGAGAAGUACUUCAGAAGCCAGAAUUCAAAAUGUCAGAAGAAAUACCGUGAAGCAGUGCUGGGUGGGGAGAAGAAUGUGGGACUUCAGGGAGGGCAGAAAAAGAGAAGAAAGAAAGACGAUAUCAAUCAGCUUCCUGAGGUCUCGCGAGUGCAGGUGGAGGAGGCUUUGGUAGACCUGCAGCUGCAAACUGGGGUGCAGGUUCGCUUCCUCUCUACCUGGAAAGACUUCACUGAUUAUAUUACUAUGUUAACCAAAGCAGUAGCCGAGGCACCGUUCAAGCGGGAGCGAGAGAAGACGGGAUUCACAUUUUGUUUGGAGAGUGAGUGGGCGGGGGGUCAGAAGGUGGACCGCUCAGGGAACGGCCUUCUGCAAGUUUGGAAGAGACAAAUACAACAGUUGAACCGCGUCAGCCCUGAUAUGGCCAGUGCUAUACUUAAUGCCUACCCCUCUCCUCGGCUUCUUGCUCAGGCAUAUGCACGGUGCAAAUCGGAACAUGAAAAAGUUGGUCUGCUGGCAGACAUACUAAUUCGCCGUGGAGAGGGUGUGACAUCUACAACCCGCAGAGUUGGUCCGGAGCUUUCCAAACGGAUGUUUCUUUUGAUGACGUCACGUGACGCCCAUCAGCCCCUUGAUUCUGCUGUAUAGGUUCUUCUGUCUCCUCUUCUGUCUACACAUGAGGACAGAUGUCAAAAGCAUUGUUAUAGAUAUUUAUUACAGUUCAGAUAUUUUAUAAACUUCAAGCCUGAAUUUGCCAGAUUUUCAGUUAUAUUUUUGUCUGUUUGUACUAUAAAUUGUUGCCAUUAAAUUCUUCUUAAAGU